Molecule: messenger RNA, 450 nt
Organism: Ostertagia ostertagi
Lineage: Eukaryota; Metazoa; Nematoda; Chromadorea; Rhabditida; Trichostrongylidae
Source: the annotation of a GenBank genome assembly
GCUGGAAAUUAUGAAUGCGAAGGCGCCGUGCCGCUUUACUUCCCACCACGAUAUAGCGCUUCUUCAUUCUUCUUUAUUAUAUUUUGUUGGACCCUAACAGCAACAGUUUCCUUCGAGGUCUUAUGUAGAAGAGGCGAGCACAAAAACAUAACUUCAAAAAGAACUGGCAGUAGCGCGCAUGAGGCCACUCCACUGAAUGGAGCCACCUCAAAAUCCAAGGAGAAUAUUCGACUGACAGAAGAAAUGUGUGAGCAGGAUAGCUCGGAGGUGAUUGUGAAGGAGCCAAAAUCAACUAAAUCAAGCAUCGCAGGAAGUUCCUACGCCCUUGUGCUUUUUGCCACUGCGCUUGUUAAUGCUCAGAUGAAUGGUGUCAUCCCUAGUGUACAAAGUUAUGCUGCUUUGCCUUAUUCUCAGGCGACAUAUCACUUACCGGCAGUGCUCUUGGCCUAA